This is a messenger RNA of Electrophorus electricus (electric eel), 854 nucleotides long. RefSeq names its product nudix (nucleoside diphosphate linked moiety X)-type motif 15 (gene nudt15). Gene Ontology annotation, biological process: dGTP catabolic process. Gene Ontology annotation, cellular component: cytosol. The record is from RefSeq and is a predicted model, not a curated record. NCBI's taxonomy places the organism in Eukaryota, Metazoa, Chordata, Actinopteri, Gymnotiformes, Gymnotidae. Gene Ontology annotation, molecular function: 8-oxo-7,8-dihydrodeoxyguanosine triphosphate pyrophosphatase activity.
CGGUAGUGCUGCACCAUGCGGCACUUCGUGUCCUCCGCUCUCAGCGCAGUCGCGGUUUUAUAAAGAAUUAUGCACGAUGUGCCUGAGCUAUAACGGUUGUUUUUUGUUUUUUUUUUUAACGAAAUAAGUAUUUGACACUUUGGGGACACGUCAGGAAGUUCAUAUGCCAAGAAAGACAACAGGAAGUUGCUAGCAGCUUGUCCUUUGGGAAAGACUGACAGCUAUACAGGAGUGCUUAACACAUUUGCCCUAGCGGGCCUGCACAACAUGUGGAGAGCUGUACAGAACCAUACCCCACAGCGGCCUGGUGUUGGCCUGGGGGUGUUGGUCACACAUCCAUCCCACCCAGGGUGUGUUCUCCUCGGGAGGCGGAAGGGCGUGGUCGGUACAGGCACCUAUCAGUUACCGGGAGGUCACAUAGAGUUUGGCGAGACAUGGGAGGAGUGUGCUCAGAGGGAGGUGAUGGAGGAGGCAGGGAUACGGCUGAGGAAUGUCCGGUAUGCCUCUGUCGUGAACUCCAUAAAGCUGGAUGAAAACUAUCACUACAUUACAGUUUUCAUGCAGGGAGAAGUUGACAGGGCCUUCUCAUCCGAACCAGUAAACAUGGAGCCGGAGAAAAACGAGGGUUGGACAUGGAUAACUUGGGAAGAUUUUCCCGAAGAGGAGCAACUUUUCUUGCCACUGGCUAAUUUAAGACAGCAGGGUUUCCAACCUUUCACAAAAGUGGAGAAGAUUUAAUGUAAUCAAGAGACUGUUUUUCCAUGCUGUGUGAAGAACUGCAUGAAUUAAUUCACCAGCUGAUUUCAAGCAAAUGGAACAAAAUAAGUACAUUAAAAAAGACUGCGUUACCAGAA